Molecule: messenger RNA, 954 nt
Organism: Microstroma glucosiphilum
Lineage: Eukaryota; Fungi; Basidiomycota; Exobasidiomycetes; Microstromatales; Microstromataceae
Exons: 3
Coding region: 49-954 (301 amino acids)
Source: RefSeq, a predicted model, not a curated record
CUGUCCGGACGCCUGCCUAUACUCUUGACCUGGGCGGACCACAUCGAGAUGUCACGAUUGACACAAGCAGCCUAUCAGUGUGUCCCAGGCGGGCCACUCGACAUAGAUCGCUCCCUCUACGAUCGCAUCGGAGCGGCUGAGAAGACGCUGGAGUAUGGCUUUGUUCUGCCUAUCCGGAGCGGGAAGGCCUGGAAGUUGAAGGCAGGCCAGAUCUGUAGGAUCGUGGCUGUUGAGGGGGCGCAAGUGGGAGACCUCAACCUUUGGUCAUUGGCCAACCCGCGCGAACGGUUCUGGGCCGCACGCACACGGCAGCUCCAGCGAGCUCACGUAUCCAUCUAUGACCGGCUAUGGAGCUGUCUUCCUUACUUACGGCCGCUGUGUACAAUCACUGGUGACUCACUCGCUGACUUUGGUUCAGGAGGCAAUGGCAAGGGAGGAGGCGUGGAUGCUGAGGGUGGGAGAGUACAUGACUUGCUAGGGACGCGCUGUGACCCCUACGUGAACCGCAUGCUCACCGGGCAAGACUUCGACUACCAUUGUCACUCCAAUCUAGUCCGUGCUAUCCUCCCUCACGGACUGCACGAAUCCGACGUGCACGACGUCCUCAAUGUCUUCCAAUGUACCGGGCUCAACUCAUCCGACCAGUACUUCAUGAAGACUUGUCCGGCCAAAAAGGGAGAUUACUUUGAGUUUUUCGCAGAAGUGGACCUACUGUGUGCACUGAGCACUUGUCCCGGUGGAGACCUCAGUAAGGCUAUGUGGGGCGAGUCAGCGAACGGUGCUGCUGAAGGGGAGGAUGACCCUACGCUGGAGUGUUGCCGGCCUUUAGGGGUGGAGGUAUAUGAUCUAAAGGACCGCGAGGAGGUCUUGAACGGCUGGACCUCCCCUACACCGUUCGGGGAGCUGUACAAGGGCGGGCAUGGCAUGCACGAGAAGAAGUGGGAAAGCAAGUAG